UUUCUCACCUUUUCAGAGCGUUUAAGCAAUGUUAAUAUUGAUAUUAUUCAUCGGAUCGACAGAACUGGAAGCUAUGCUGAGGAGAUUGAAACCUACUUUUUUGAAGGACUGCAGAAAUGGAGGGAACUGAACCUCACUCAGCAUUUUGUGCAAUUCUACAGUGAAGUGACCAACAAAUGCCAGUCCUUCAAUCAGCUGGUCUAUUACCAGAGUGCCAUUGUGCAAAGCUUGAAGACACAUUUGCAAGUUGAAGGCAGUCUUGCUUAUCAACCCCUAUUAGAUCUAGUGGUGCAGCUGGCUCGAGAUCUUCAGACCGAUUUCUAUCCUCACUUUCAUGACUUUUUCCUGGCCAUCACCAAGUUACUGGAUACACAGGACACAGACCUGCUGGAAUGGGCUUUCACCUCUCUUUCCUAUCUCUACAAAUACUUGUGGAGAUUGAUGGUAAAGGACAUACACAACAUAUACAGCCUGUACAGCACCCUGCUGGCUCACCACAAACUUCACAUCAGAAACUUUGCUGCCGAAAGCUUUGUCUUUCUAAUGAGAAAGGUGUCUGAUAAAAAUGCAAUCUUCAAUUUAAUGCUUGGCGACCUGGGGGAGCACCCUGAGAAGGUGGAAGGUGUAGGACAGCUACUUUUUGAGAUGUGCAAGGGUGUUCGAAACAUGUUCCACUCCUGUGCAGAGAUGGCUAUGAAGUUAAUUCUGUCAAAGCUGGGGCCUAUUACUGAAGAAGAAAUAGAACUCCCUUGGGUUACUGUAGGAGAAGCCUUUGAGCAGAUGAUCAGAUCAGCUGUGGUGCAUAUCCAUAAGGAGCAUUUUGACAUUGUCUUCAAGUGCCUGGAGGGAUCACUCUUAGACUUGCAGAGGAAAAUAACUAAGGCCAAUUGCUGUAUGGUUUCAGAGCAGAUGCAGAGGAUUCUGCAAACUUAUCUGAUCCUAGUGGAACAUGCAAAUGGAUCCAAAAUCUCACAGCCUGAAGAUGUCUGUCAGAUUUUAAUAAAAAUGCUACAAACACCAGAUCUCUCAUCAUCUUGCUGCAAGACCCUGCUGAAGACCAUUUCUUCAUUUCUGCUGGCCGAGAAUGUUUUCUUGCCUGAUUCUUUGACCAAGGAAGGUAUUGAGAAGGUAUUUGCAAGUGGAUUUGAACGGUGCUUUCUUCUGGAGUUCUCCGAAGCAAUGUUUACAAUGGAGCAAUUUGAGAGGCAUUUUCUUCCAUACUUUCUGGACUAUAUUGAGCAUUGCUUCUCCGGCACAGAUGCCCUUGCAAAGGAUGAGGCAAUGGCAGUUCUGGCUAAACUCAUUCUGGUGAAAGCAGAGCCUCCUACCAUUGGUUCAAUGCCAUUUGAAAAGUACCCUCUCGUUUUCACUGAACCGUCUGUCAGCUCUAAUACAAGGCAACAAACAAGUAAAAGACAAGGAGGAAAGGCAGAAGAAUUGGUAUUGGAUCAUGUACUGUCUUUAAUCCAUUUACCAGAGAAAGAAGACAUCACUGACCUUUCACAGCCUUGGAUUGCCUUGGUUGUGCUGCCACAUAUUAGACCAAUGGACAAAGCAAACAGUCUGUGCCGUGUGACAAAUUUCAUAGACUCUCUCUUCACAGCCAUUGAUAAAGGAAGCCUCUGCAAAGGAAGCCUGUUUGUGGCCUGCCAAGCUGUAAGUACUCUCCUUAGUUUGGCAGAGUCUUCUGAAAUACUCCAUUUGUUACCUGUGGAGCGUGUCAAGAGCUUGGUGACCACUUUCCCUUCAGACCCCUCUGCACUGCUGUUGGCUGAUCUCUAUUACACGAGGUUGGCAUUCUGUGGGUGCCAGGAACCUCUUUCCCAAGGGAACCUAAUGGACUUGUUUGAGAAAUUGCAUCCUAAUAUUUCCACUGGUGUUUCCAAGGUCCGGCUAUUGACUGUUCGAAUUCUAAACCAUUUUGAGAAUCCACCUUCUACACAGGUUGAGGGUAACAGCACAGGCAAACUCCAGACAGUAUUUGCCAUAUUGCUUCAAGCAGAACUUGUGCCAGCAACAGUGAAUGAUUACAGAGAGAAACUUCUCUAUUUGAGAAAACUAAGAUGUGAUAUAGUGCAGUCUGCAAUACCAAGUGGAUCUUUGCAGGAGGUGCCUCUUCGGUAUUUACUAGGAAUGCUUUAUAUCAACUUCAGCCCUCUCUGGGAUCCUGUAAUUGAACUCAUAACUUCUCAUGCAAAGGAAAUGGAGAAUAAACAAUUCUGGAAAGUCUUCUAUGAACAUUUGGAGAGGGCUGCUACCUAUGCCGAAAUGGAGCUGCAAAAUGAACUAGAUGAACAGGAGGAAAGCAUUGCUGAAACAGAAAGUGAGAAGAUGCCAGAAGGAGGGGUGGGGACUGUCUUCCUGGAGCAGCUGAGGACUAGAACAGAUUGCAGUGAGCGGCUGGACCACACAAACUUCCGUUUUCUAUUGUGGAAAGCACUGGAUAAGUUUCCAGACAGAGUGGAGCCCAGGUCAAGGGAACUUUCUCCACUUCUUUUGAGAUUUAUUAGAAAUGAGUACUACCCAGCAGAUUCAUUGGUGGCUCCAUCUCAGGAUCUCAGAAAGAGAACUAGUGGUACAUUAGCAGCAAAAGAAAUACCUGAUGAAGAGGUGAAUGAUGUUGCUAUGGAGGAGGAGGAGGAGGAAGAAGAAAAGGAAGGAGGGGAACCAAUUACUGUGGGACUACCAAAAAGGAAAACAAGAAGAGCUGCUGCUAAGCAACUAAUAGCCCACUUACAAGUUUUCUCUAAAUUCUCAAAUCCUCGUGCAUUGUAUCUGGAACAGAAGUUGAAAGCAUUAUAUACCCAG
Molecule: messenger RNA, 2808 nt
Organism: Nestor notabilis (Kea)
Lineage: Eukaryota; Metazoa; Chordata; Aves; Psittaciformes; Psittacidae
Product: small subunit processome component 20 homolog
Exons: 22
Cellular component (GO): nucleolus; small-subunit processome; 90S preribosome
Source: RefSeq, a predicted model, not a curated record